AUGCAACACGUCACGGAGAGGGAGGCCGCAUUGCCGGUUGACGAUGAUGGGGCUGCGUAUUUGUCAUCUUUAUGUGAUGCGGUGUGUGUGUUUGGUGUUGACGACGCCCUGUCGUGUGAGGCAGAGGACGCAAAUACCGGACUAACGGGAUCGCAGAAGCAGCAGCAGCAGCUGCUGCUGCUGGAGGAGGAGGAGGAGGAAAUGGGAGAGGAAGAAGACGCCGACAGCGAGGAAAAACCCCUCGAAGAUGAGGAUGAGGAAUACGAAGAGGAAUACCAGUCGGGCGAAGAGGAUGAGGGGGAGCCGGAAGAAACGGCAGAGGAGGAGCCAGAGGAGGAGGAUGAGUACGGCCUUGAGCUACCUAGUGACGAGGGCAAGGAUCCCAAGCACAAGAAGGAGGUAUUUUUCAUCCAGGGCAGAAAUUACCCCGUAUCCGCCCUUGUAAAAAAUGCGGGGUUGAGGACGGCGCAAAAGAAACUUCGUAGAAAUCCCAAGACCACGCUGAUGAUGUGUUCACUGCUGAAGGCGCACAACGUCAUGGAGUGCCGAUUUCUACACUUGACCAACCGUGCCCUGUUGGUGGGAGACCGCUAUGUGAGGAUCAACAUGUUGCUGGAUAAUCCGGCAAGAGUUGCCGUCCUUAAAGACCCCGUCUCGGCGGCGGAGGCGAGUUUUUGCGCUGCUGCCAACGGUGGACAUGACACCUCCGUGUGCUCUGCGUUGCACCUUUUGCCAGGCGUCGUUUUUGUGGGUGACCCACGGCUGCGUGUCGGCUAUUUUGAGAACGAGCUUCACGACAACGUUGCGCUAAAGCGGUUGAAGGCUGAUGCAGAUUCAUGUGGUCGUUGGUGUAGGAGUAAGCGGUCUCAUGUUGUUGUGACGUGCGCCUCUCUGCAUUACAACCGAGGGAAGGUGUACACGGAGGUGCCGCGGGAACCAGCGAAGCCCCUUGCAGUGAUACCGAGCCUGCGUCCACAGGCACCAAGGCCUGCUGGUGGGAGAGGCGGCCACAGAUGCCCGUCACGAGGCAGAGGCGGGGGUGGACGUGGACGUGGACGUGGCGGAGGCGGUGGUGGGAGAGGGCGUGGAGCCAGCCAUAGCAGAGGUCAAUAUAGCGCUGUUGGACGUGCUCCGCGUCCGGGAUUGCAUGCGACUUCGGCGACACCCGCCUUAGCUGAUAGGACGGAUCGUGACAGCAGAAUGGUGCUGCCGAUGGACACUGUGACCCCGCUGCAGGAGGAAAAGGUUCAGGUACAGAAGGAGCGAGUGCUGAACCUUAUACUGGCGUUGUUGGUGUUUAUUGUGGCCCUGCUGGCCUAUUUGCUUAAUUAA
Molecule: messenger RNA, 1332 nt
Organism: Trypanosoma rangeli
Lineage: Eukaryota; Euglenozoa; Kinetoplastea; Trypanosomatida; Trypanosomatidae
Exons: 1
Coding region: 1-1332 (443 amino acids)
Source: RefSeq, a predicted model, not a curated record